AUGGCUUUGAGCUGCAGUGAUUUUUCUGGUCAGCGUUUGAGGGGCGGAAUCCCACCUGAAACAGCCAAUCUUCAGUACUUAACAACACUUUACAUCAACGACAACAAACUGGAAGGACCAAUACCAACUUUUCUUGGUGAAAUGAAGUCUUUAAGCGAAUUAGAUCUUUCAGGCAACUGGUUCAAUGGCUCAAUUCCAACAGCAUUGGAUUCCCUUCCAUCUCUCCAACUUCUGUUCCUGAACAACAACUUGCUAUCAGGAGGAAUUCCACCACAACUUGGGAACCUUACAAGCCUGGUCCAACUGGAUUUGUCUGACAAUCAGCUCUCAGGUGUUCUCCCCUACGAGCUAGGACACCUUAUAAACCUUGAAUACUUGUGGUUGAUUAACAACAAUUUCAUUGGUGAAUUGCCUCAAAGCUUAGCAGCUUUAAGGAAGAUGGUCAACCUGUAA
This is a messenger RNA of Hevea brasiliensis (rubber tree), 453 nucleotides long. Its product is annotated as LRR receptor-like serine/threonine-protein kinase ER2. The transcript has 6 exons. Lineage: Eukaryota; Viridiplantae; Streptophyta; Magnoliopsida; Malpighiales; Euphorbiaceae. Bases 1 to 453 code for a protein of 150 amino acids. The record is from RefSeq and is a predicted model, not a curated record. Gene Ontology annotation, molecular function: protein binding.